This is a messenger RNA of Meloidogyne enterolobii, 2517 nucleotides long. NCBI's taxonomy places the organism in Eukaryota, Metazoa, Nematoda, Chromadorea, Rhabditida, Meloidogynidae. The record is from the annotation of a GenBank genome assembly.
UUUUUUAAUUUUUUCAAAAUAGAUUCAAAUACCAAAUUACUUCAAAUACCUCCUCCUUUACUAUUGGUAACCUGCCCUUCAAUGCAAGAACCAGAAGAAGGCGAAAAAUCUGCCGAAGAAGUUAUUGAAAAUAAGCAAAAGACUAAUAAUAAUAGCGAAGUUGAUGCUCAAAUAACAUUGAAAUUAGCGGCACCAGAUGGUGAGGGAAGUGAAAGUUAUUCGGACGAGGAUUAUUCUGAUGAAGAAUUUUCUGAUGAAGAUGAAGAUUAUAGUGAUGAGGAAGAAUGGGAAUCUGAUUGGGAUGUGGAUGAGGCAACGGUUUGCCGUACUUUGCAACUCUCUGGUUAUGAAUCUGAUUUUGAAUUGCCUUUCGAAAGGCGUGAGAAAGUAGCGGAACGCUUGUCAGAAGCUAAUGCUCUACCGCCACCAGUAUUUACAGCAUCAAUAAGUUAUGAUGGGAUGAGUGAUUCUUGGGGUACUUCAGGACAGUCAUAUUCUGAUGAGGGAACAGGGUCUGGUAUUGGCGAUGAUGUAGAAGUUGGUUUCACUUUAGUUCAACAAGCAGCAAUGCGUCCAUCCGACGAAGAGGAAUACAGUACAACAACAAGUGGUACUUACUCGAGCGAAACAUAUACAUCCAGUUCUUUUGAUGAAGAAAGUGAAGAGAUUAGUGAUGAUGGAAGAAGUUAUACUAGAAGUAGAUCAUUGGAUGAUAGGAGUAUUUCCCGUUCUUAUCGUUCUUCAACUUCUGGCGAAACUGCUGAAAGUGUACAUAGCGGUGAAGAUGUUUUAAUUAAAGUAAAAGAAGAAGAGAAAAAAGAGGAGCCUAAACUAGUCAUUUUACAAUCUGUACAACAAGAUGAAGAAAUUGCAGAAGAACCGGAAGAAAUGAUUCUUGAUAUUGAUACAAAAAUAGAAGUGAAAAAACCAAAAGUCUCGGAAGAGUCGGGACAUGAUGGAAAUAAAAAGAUCAGUCGUGAAGAAACCUAUGUCCGUGAACAAAAUCUAAAAGAAGGACGUGCAGAGGAAUCUGCUCGCCAUUUACCUGGGCAAACAAAACCAACAACAGAUUUUGCCAAAAAAGCAGUUGUUCAACCAAUGGCAGAAGCUAAAGUCAAAAUUGGUGAACAAACAAAAACAAUACAAGCACCGUCAAAGGAAGAAAUUGAAGAGAAGAAAAGGAAGGAAGAAGAAAGGAAGAGGAAAAUAAAAGAAGAAGAGGAAGAAAAGAAGAGAAAAGAAGAAGAAAGGAAGAAGAAAAUAAAAGAAGAGGAGGAAAGGAAGAGGAAAAGGUUGAAGGAGGAGGAAGAGAAAAGAAAGAAAUUGGAAGAGGAAGCGAAGGCUUUAGCAAAAAAGAAGGCAACAGAAGAAAUGAAGAAAAAAACAGCUGAAGAAGUAGCAAAGAUGGUCGAAUCUGCCACUGCCAAAUCUCGUCCACGUUACCAACCUUCUGAACCUAUUCUUCCAAUUGUGUUAACUCCAAAUGAGCCAAUAACAUACAAAAGAUCUACACGUUUAGAGCCAAAAGAAGAGGAUGAAAAGAAAAAAGCAGAAAGACAACAACGAGCAAGAACUCCAAUUCCAGUACAUGAACCUGAUGACGAAUUCGAUAAGCAGAUGACCGAACUUCGAGACCAAAUACAUAAAGAUAGGCGCAAACUUCAAAGUGAAUAUCGAGAUGUCAGUCAUGGAUUAAAAAGUGCAACAGCUGAAGUUCGUCAACGAACAAAGGAAGCGGAGCAUCAAUUUAAGCUUGACAAAGUUAGCGAUACUUUUAAAAAGGCGGAAGAAGAGAAGAAGCGGCAAAGAGAAUUAAGACAUUUAGAUGAAAAUAAAAAUAAAAUUAAAGAAAAAGAUGGGAAAGAAAAGGAAAAGAAGAAAGAAACAAUUCCAAAUCAAGAAACAAAACUUAAAUUAGCACAACAACAAAGACCUGAACCUAAAAAAACUAUUAGAAGGGCAGCUAAACAACAAAUACAAAAUGAUGUUUCGACAGCAGAAUCAUCAUCAAAACUUUCAGAAUCUACUAAAGCUGCAGAAAAAAGAGAGAACUUGAGACGUUUAUCUCCACAAAAGAGAGCAAGUGGUGAAAAAGUUGAAGGAAAACGCAAAACAGAAGAAUUAAUGAAUUUUACCACUACUAAAGAGGAUUUGACAAAAUCAGAAGUAAAAGGAGGGAAUGUAGUUGUAGAAGUUGUUGGAAAGAAAAAGACGAGAUCAGAGAAUCGGCGAAGGAUUUCACGCCGUGGACAUUUACGUAAAAUCUUCACAAGACUACCUUGUGACAUCGACGAAUUGAUGGGCUGGAAGGGACACGAUUCUUUUGAGAAGAUGGACGCAUUUUUCACUUCACGGGAAACAGCUAAACGUCAAAUAAAUCCUUCCAAUGGAAAAGAACCCGCCCCAAAACGAAGAGGUACAGAACCACAAAAAGUUUGGAUUAGCGAACUACAUGACAUUGACAAAAUCUACAAAAUGAGUGAAUUAAGAGAUAUUAAACUUUCGGCAGGUGCAUGA